Messenger RNA from Scheffersomyces stipitis CBS 6054, 939 nucleotides. RefSeq lists its product as uncharacterized. The transcript has a single exon. NCBI's taxonomy places the organism in Eukaryota, Fungi, Ascomycota, Pichiomycetes, Serinales, Debaryomycetaceae. The coding region runs from base 1 to 939 and encodes 312 amino acids. The record is from RefSeq and is a predicted model, not a curated record.
AUGGCUAUUAUUGUGAUCAGCCAUCCUUCGAAUUUUGCCGCUUACCUCCUAGCAGCAACAAUUUUGUUGUACUACGAGCAUCAAUCUCGUAGUCUAAAGAUAGUUAUUGUAGAGGAUUUUGCUGCAAAUCGAGGCGGAAUACAAGAUUUCAAGCCCUGGUGCGGAGUGAACACUUUGAGCAACCCCAGAUUUCAAUAUGGUGACUUUAUGGUACGAGAAUUACUCAAUAGGCUACUUUUGGCAAAUAGAGAUUUGGGAAUAGUGCCCUUAGAUAGAAUAAAUUUGAGUCUUACACCUCGGAAUGGAUACAAUUUGGACAUGCCUAUCCAUGUUCAACAGGAGCAGAUCACCGUUUCAGUUGCAGAACAGACUAAUGGUAUUGGUGUAGGAAAUAGUAGUAUAGUAGCUUUGGUGUAUCAUCCAAGUAUGGUGAUGAACAAGUUGAGAUUCUUGAUUUACAAUACUGGCAGGGUGACAUUUACAUCUCUUAACACUAGAUUUGGAAGUUUGGGUGUAUUCGCUGAGAGUCUAACUGGAGGGACUACCUUCAAAGAAGAGAUUGUAGUUUUGGAUUGUUCAAAUUCUGGAAAGGUAUCCUAUUCAGACAACAUUGACUACUUGAUAAAUUCAAAUUCCAUUUCAGUGAGACUGUUGGAAGGCAAUAACAGUAGAAGAUUGCCUUCUUACAUAUUAUGGUUGCCUAGAAUUGCGAAUAAGGCCCAUUCCCAGACUCUCAAUGACUGGAAGUAUGGCUACAGACAAUAUAACAAGAGAAUCAUAGAAGUUGUCAUCAGCAACGACAACACCAACCAAAUAGAGAGUAGAAUACUUCUGGAAGUCGAUAUCUACUGCGGCCUCAAAUUGGGAGAUUUGGCAUUGCAUGUGUUGGAAGAAUUAACUAAUCUGGGUAUGGUUGACUUGAUAUCAAGAAAGCUAUAG